Molecule: messenger RNA, 1445 nt
Organism: Centropristis striata (black sea bass)
Lineage: Eukaryota; Metazoa; Chordata; Actinopteri; Perciformes; Serranidae
Gene: alkbh2
Product: alkB homolog 2, alpha-ketoglutarate dependent dioxygenase
Exons: 5
Coding region: 486-1235 (249 amino acids)
Biological process (GO): DNA repair
Source: RefSeq, a predicted model, not a curated record
GCUGGACGGCUCUGGCUCCACCACUGAGGACUUCAGCUUCUUCUGCACAAUUUUAGUGUAUUUGGCAAAAUACAGAGCUGGUGAGAAGAGUGCAGCUGGAGGCGAGACCGGCUUUAGAAACCGUCGACAGUGCAAAACAAACAUGCUCGUGUUGUGGUAGCUGUGAGCACCACUUUUAACAACAAUCAAGAGCACAGCGGUGCUUGUGAACGCAGCCUGGGCUACACUGAACGCGUCGCGGGAAACUGCAAUCACUCUGUGCAUGAAAUACUACUACACAUACACUUCCCUUUCCCUGUCUCCAGCGUUCCCCAAACCGCGGAAGAGAGUUUCUCCAAAGCAGCUCUCUUAUUACGGGCGAUCCUGUCAAGCUGAUCCGGGAACAGGGGGUCAGGAAGCUGGCUGGACGGCUCUAGCUCCACCGCUGAGGACUCCAGGCCUUUAAACAAUCCAACAAUUUGGUGUCUUGUUCAGACAACACUGCAAUGGAAAGGUUUGUGAAUAAACGCUGCAUUAAAGAUGCCAGAAGCCCACGAAAGAAGAUCAAACUGGAAGGUGAGGAGAGGAGGAAGGAGGAGGAGGAGGAAGACAACGAGUUCUCUCAUCCUGUUCCCUGGCAGAAAAUAGAAGCGGAGGGACUAGACUGUGAUUAUGCUCUGCUGUUCUCCAAAGAAGAAGCAGAUCAUCUUUUUAGACAGCUGGAGGAGGAAGUGGUGUACUCAACAGGAGAAGAAGCUAAAGUGCAGGUGUUUGGAAAGGUGCACAAUAUACCGAGAAAGCUGGCGACAUAUGGAGAUACAGGUCUCACCUACAGUUAUUCUGGGGUGACACGUUCGGCCUGUCCCUGGACUGCAACCUUGGAAUAUAUUCGGGAUGCUGUCACGAAAACAACCGGACAAAUAUUUAACUUUGUUCUGGUCAACAGGUACAAAGAUGGGCAGGAUCAUAUGGGUGAGCAUCGUGAUGAUGAGAAGGAGCUGGACCCCCUCUGUCCCAUUGCCUCCGUCUCUCUGGGAGCAACACGAGACUUCAUCUUCCGGCACAGGGAUGCUCGGGGAAAACAGAGCCGCAGACAGAUCAAACCUGUGAAGCUGGAUCUUGUUCAUGGAAGCCUGCUCCUCAUGAACUCACCAACCAACACCUUCUGGUACCACAGCCUCCCUGUUCGCAAGAAGGUUUUUCAGCCUCGUAUCAACCUCACUUUCAGACGCAUUCUACUGGACAGAAAGAAAUGACCAAGGGCGGAUUAGCACUCUUGCUAAUGGGGCCAGUGUGCAAGAAUCUCUGACUAAAGGCCACAAUUUAGACUAAAUGGAGGAUGAAUCACCUGCUGUCCUUGGACAAAUGGACAUGUAUAAUAAAUCUAAAAAAAGGUCCCAACAAUGAGUCGGCUUUGAUGUUGAGAGCUUCCCGUUACUCCUCAUAGCUGCUCCAGUGACCCAAAU